Cornus florida is the source of this 1411-nucleotide messenger RNA. RefSeq lists its product as uncharacterized. Gene Ontology annotation, cellular component: dynein complex. The record is from RefSeq and is a predicted model, not a curated record. The coding region runs from base 132 to 1202 and encodes 356 amino acids. Gene Ontology annotation, biological process: microtubule-based process. Lineage: Eukaryota; Viridiplantae; Streptophyta; Magnoliopsida; Cornales; Cornaceae. The transcript is spliced from 2 exons. Gene Ontology annotation, molecular function: dynein light intermediate chain binding; dynein intermediate chain binding.
AACAGAUCAAGUCAACAAAACUAAAUGCAGUCCUCCCUCACUCCCUUGUCCACCGCCCACGGCGCAUGUUAGUACCAGUGUGAACUAGAUCUCUCUCUCUCACACACACGAAAGUCCCCAUCCAAUGAAUUAUGAACCCCACAAUACCACUCUUCCAAAAAACACAUCCCCUGAAAAGGGUUAAAGCCCACCCAACAGACCCUCCACCGUUUGCUCCUGACUUAUCUUCAUCACCACCAACAAACAUGGCACACCACACCACCAACAGGCGCAACUUAGCAGCUCCAGAGCCCAAGACAUCCAUGGAUCCCACACACAAAAGGCACCACCAUCCCAAAUCAACCCCCUUCACCACCACCACCACCACCACUACCUCCAUCACCAAGCCCCACCCAGAUCCCACUACUGCCUCUUCCAUUCACAACAUAUCCAAUCAUUUCUCAAAGUUGUAUAGAAAUCACAAAGUCCUCUCAUCAUUAAAGGAACCCACAAAGUUCACAAACCGACCUUCACAGCCUCCUCCUCCUCCUAUUGACACCCAUUUGCAGGCAAAGGCAAUGACUUUAUCUGCCAUUGAAGACUCUUCAAGCACAUCUUUCAUCAAAUCAAACCCCCAAUACAGAAAAAACAUGAUGGAAUUGAAAGAGAGCAUGAGGGUCAGACCAAAAGUGGCUAAUAAAGAAGGCAAGAAGUCCUCCAAAGAAUCUCAUGAAGGGCAUGAUGUGAAGAAGAUAGCAUUUGUGAGUGGGAAAACAGAUGAGGUCAAGAAAAUACCCAAGAAAGGGAGUGAAAAGAAGGAAUCUGAUGAAGGGCAUGAUCUGAAAAAAUCAGAUUCAGAUGUUUCUCUAGCAAUUAGUGGUGGCAAAAGGAGGUCUUUUUGUAGCUCACUGACUGAGCUGGCUGAUUUCUUCUCUUGCACUGGUGUGAAAGUGGUGUCUGUGGACAUGCCACCAUUUAUGCAGGUCCAUGCUGUGGAUUGUGCAAGAAAGACUCUUGAUAGUAUGGAGAAGUUCACUCACAAAACGCUUGCCCUAACCCUCAAAAAGGAAUUUGAUGGGGUAUAUGGACCAGCUUGGCAUUGUAUUGUGGGCACCAGUUUUGGGUCAUUUGUGACACAUUCAGUUGGUGGGUUCUUGUAUUUCUCAAUGGAUCACAAGAUCUACGUCCUCUUGUUUAAGACUACAGUACAAAGAGCAGAUUGAAGUAGAGAGAAUUGAGAGGUGGUGACUGUAAUUUUAUUAGUAUACAGUAAAUUCCAAGCUUCCCUUGCAGCUUGUACAUUUUUGCUUAGGAAAGCAUUAAACAUGUCAUAGUUUCCAUUGUUCUGAUCAAUUCUGUCAGUAGACCUUUAAGACUUGACACUGCAAUUCCUUGGAUUAUGGAAAUAUAGAAUCCAUUUUUUUACUUAAAA